Messenger RNA from Chelonia mydas (Green sea turtle), 6855 nucleotides. RefSeq names its product ubiquilin 1 (gene UBQLN1). Gene Ontology annotation, biological process: ubiquitin-dependent protein catabolic process. Lineage: Eukaryota; Metazoa; Chordata; Testudines; Cheloniidae. The transcript has 11 exons. Gene Ontology annotation, cellular component: cytosol. The record is from RefSeq and is a predicted model, not a curated record. Gene Ontology annotation, molecular function: polyubiquitin modification-dependent protein binding. Bases 4049 to 5812 code for a protein of 587 amino acids.
UCAAACUGUAGCAAUAGGAAAAUGACAAAAGAAAAAAGUUAACUCCCUGCACCAAAGAACUUUUUUAUACCAAAUAACAUAGCACUUGUAGUCAGAAAUUGAUGCAGAAAAACUAGCUGAGAAAAGGGAAAGGACAAGGAGCAGGGCAAGAAGAAAAAGAGUGAAGUGGAGAAGGAGUACAAGUUGAAAGAACAUUGUCAAGAUACUCUUUAUUUAUUUUUUUUAAAUCUACUUCCCCUUACUAUUAUCUAUACUGCAGCUGGGAGGUGUAAUUCUCAGUUUGAGUAGAUGAACGCAUGCUAGCUCUGCUCAAUCUGACAUACUGAAAAUAGCAGUGUGCCACAACAGCUCACACUUGCCACCCAAAUACAAUCCUGUUUUGAGAUCCUGGUUAUGUGCUCAGAAGGCUAGACCAGGGGUGGCCAACCAGUGGCUCUGGAGCCACAUGCGGCUCUUCAGAAGUUAAUAUGCAGCUCCUUGUAUAGGCACUGACUCCGGGGCUGGAACUACAGGUGCCAACUUUCCAAUGUGUCGGGGGGUGCCCACUGCUCAACCCGUGGCACAGGCCCUACCCUCAACUCCACCCCUUCCUGGCCCCUCCCCUGAGCCUGCAGUGCCCUCGCUCCCCCCCCCCCCCCCCAGCUUCCUGCAUGCCAUGAAACAGCUGAUCGGGAGGUGUGGGGAGGGAGAGGUGCUAAUCGGUGGGGCUGUUGGUGGGUGGAAGGCACGGGGAGCGGGGUGGGGGAAGUUGAUGGGGGGCUGCUGACGUAUCACUGUGGCUCUUCGGAAAUGCACACUGGUACAUUCAGGCAGCUCCUCAAGCUCAGGUUGGCCACCCCUGGGCUAGACAGUGCUGCCAUGACUACAUUGCUAUUUUUAGCAUGUCAGCUUGAGCAAAGCUAGUGUGUGUACCCAACUUGGCAAUUAUACCUCCCAUCUACAGUGCGUACAUAGCCUGUAGAGCGAAAAAACUAGAACAGUUGUAAAAAUCCUAUGUUUAGGGUUAGUUUCACUUUCUGGUUCUCAUAUGCUGCUGGCUAAAAGGUGUAAGAUGGGUUCACACCAGUGUAGUUUAAUGUCUCUGAACAAAUGCAUUAUUUUUGUCCCCUGAGAAAAUGGCAAGAAAAAAAAGACGUUGAAACUCGACAAACUGACUCUUCCUUAUCGUCUGGACUGAAGGGAGUAGGUGGAUCAAGAAACCUUUAAUUUCUUGAUGAACUUUCCCCCCACACUUGACUAAUUCUAUGAUGAGGACCCUCUCUAGUGCAUUAGUAAGUCAUUCUCCACAACUAGGCUGCAGUAAAUUACUUGUUCCCAUUUUCUUAAAUGUUCUCAUUGAAUCAAGGCAUUAGUAAUCUGCCUCAUUUAAACUGAAAAUUUAUAAAAGGGCUGUUCCAAACAAUGUGGAACUGUGUAAUUCUUAAUAUUUGUAAGAAUACAUUAUUUUGUGACAUCCCCAAUUGUACAACUGCUUUGUAGGUGGGAUUCAAAUAUAUGUAAAACACAGACUAGCUCCUAGGUUACCCCAAUUUGUAUAUCUCUAACCUGUGGACUGCAAAUGAAAUUCUGAUCCCCAAUCUGAUGCUUGAUUUCUGUAUAAAAUGCUAUUUCAAGACAAUUUCCACUGCUCUGCACUGCUGGAACUGUUACAGUUCAGGGCAACUGCACCUAUAUUUCCACCCCCACGCUCCAGUAAGGGCACCCAUUCUCAGGCUGUCAGCUCCCUAGCUGUUGCCUCUCUUGGGUGGAGAUCCACAUCUCUCUGCCAUCUGACCAUACUUCCAGGCUGCACAGUUCACUGCCUUUACUAUGUAUUUUCUAGCACAGUCUGCCUAAACAGACCUCCUUGCUUUCUUUUCAGAGACUGGUAACAGAGGAGGUGCUAUAGAUACGUUACCACACAGUUCCUCCUAUACUUUAACCAUGGUAUUGCUGUGGAUGCUUCUGUUAUAAUUCUGCAGCCUUUCAAAAUGGUGAAUGUUUAUGACAGCAAGAUCCUGAGUAAAGAUUCCAGGAUUGGCUGCUGCGUGGACAAAGUAGUUGAGCUCUAAGGAAAUCCCCAUGAGGAAGGGGGUGAAACAGUCUUCGCUGCCAGCCUUGGAGUGGUUGGGGAGCUGAGACUGCAUUAAUCCUAUGGCUUUAGCCCACUUUAAAUGUGUAUAGAAGUAUAGAAUUUUCUAUAUAGCAGCAGAUCCUCCUCUUGCGCUGUUCCUUUGCAUUAGAGCAUAGGGAGCCACUGCCACUCCAUACCACACAGGAACAAGCACCCUGUAAUUCUGCUCUGAUAUGCAGGCCUGCACCAAUUUUGCUGGCAAUACACCACAGGAGUGGAGGCAGGGAACAGGAUUUGCCUUUCACUCUGAUCUUUUUCUGGGUAUGUGACUAAUUUGUGGGAGUGUAGUGAUGUAAAUUCCAUAAUCUGGCCAUACUAUUAUUUGUCUAGUUUUACCAUCCAGCAAAUUCUUCUCCUGAUUGACAGCUCUACCUGGGUCAUUACCAAGGUUUGAACCCAGAAUUUUCAUCUAUAUGUUGCACAUCUCCUCCAGUAGGGGUAACUGGUAGCAAAACCAGGGUAUUAUAUUGUAUACAGGCCAACCGGAAGAGGGAAUAUGGCACUUUACCAAUGGGUUAUACAGCUGUUUGACUGUAAGUCAGCAGUGGAAUGGUGGGUAACAAUUUCCCAGGAUUCUAUUCCUGGGGCUGGGAGCAGAGUGGAGGCUAGGACUUACAGCCAGCACAACCAAGCCGAUAACUUGGCAGGUGUUCUGGAAAGCACUGUGGCAAAGUAGAUAUGAUAGGGCCAGACUAGAGAUCUACGCCCUAUACUAAGCAGAUCCGCCUGGAUCUUUUGCAGCCUCUCAGGUAUCACCAGAACAAUGGUUUUCAACCUGUGGCAGGGUCCAUGGAUUAUAUCUACGGGGUCUGCGAAAGGUGGUUAUGAUAGAACAGUGGUUUUCAACUGGGGGUCCACAGACUAGGUCUAAGGUUUCCCAAGGGGUACAUUCCUCUAUUUGAAGUUUUUUAGGGGUCUGCAAAUGAAAAACGGUUGAAAACCACUGAUCUAUGGCAGUGGGAAUGGGGUGAGAAGAGCACUACUUACACCCCCUAGGCUAUGAGACCCUGGCUGUCUCAGACACACCUGACAAUUUACCAAUUAUGGGGGGAGUGGGUCGAGUGAUGUGACGAAGCUGCCACAUGCGUCAGGUGAGAUGCAUGACACCAUGCCCUAGCAGCUCUGCAUAAAGGGGACACAGAUUUUCACUCAUUGGGGCGGGUGGGCUGUACCUGGUGCUUUACCUUACUUGUGCCAGAGUCGGGCAUGACGGCCGCCCACACGGCCUGGAGCGCAGCUAUCUCCAGGCCCCCUGCUGUGCACCAUGCAUGUUGCAGAGUGAAACCAGGGGGCCUGGCUGCUUCAGAAGCCCCAGCAAUGAGCAAGUCCCGGGCACCGUGCACGCUGCGUGUGCUGCGCUGGGAGCGCCACGGACCCUCAUCUCCACCUGGAGACAGCGGAGCACCGAGAGAGGGAGGCGGGACUCUCCUAGGUUCCAACCCAGACAGUCAGGAACCACUCACCCUCCAACGCUCAAGCGGAAGGCAAAAGGCCGCACAUGCGCACUAAGCAAAGCGAACGCAACGCACCAUCGCUCUAGCCCGGUCAGGUGACAUGCGCAGGCGCACUGGUUAUGCAUGCGAACCGGAAGGAGUCUCACAGCGGCUAACCUAGAGCCUUCGGUGGAUACGGUUGCGCACUGCUAUCAAGUUGAUACUGCGCAACACUGGUUGCGCAUGCGCGCUAGGCUGACCUGUGUGCCCCACGCCAGGCGAGACAACAUCCCUUUCUAGUAACUUCCCUCAUUCGCAACGUCAUCAGUGCGCGCCGCGCCUGAGAUGGGUUGUUUCCGUUUAACUCUCCGGGAGUGAGAGUGUCGCGAGUGUUUCCUGGUGUCGGCGCGCGAGGCAGCGGCGGUGAGGGGCUGGGUUCACGUAGCGUGCCCCGCGCGGCGAGAGCGAGCGAGACCUCGAGUAAGCGGCCCUCUCCCCUGCCAUGGCCGAGAGCGGAGAGAGCCCCCCCGGGGGCCGCAGCCCCCCGGAUUCCCCCGCCCCGGGAGGAGCCGCCUCCUCGGAGCCGCGGAUCAUCAAAGUCACCGUGAAAACCCCCAAAGAGAAGGAGGAGUUCGCGGUGUCCGAGACCAGCAACGUGCGGCAGUUUAAGGAAGAAAUCUCUAAGCGUUUCAAGUCCCACACAGAUCAACUUGUAUUAAUAUUUGCUGGAAAAAUUUUAAAAGAUCAAGAUACUCUGACCCAGCAUGGGAUUCACGAUGGACUCACUGUUCACCUUGUCAUCAAAACACAAAACAGAUCACAAGAUCAUCCUGUACAGCAAACGAACACCACAGGGAAUACUUCUACCACAUCGACAUCAAGCAGUAGUACCUCCACACCCGCCUCAACAACCAGCAGCCCUUUUGGUUUGGGUGGCCUCGGAGGACUUGCAGGUCUGAGUAGCCUGGGCCUGAAUACAUCUAACUUUUCAGAGUUACAAAGUCAGAUGCAGCGACAGCUCAUGUCCAACCCGGAAAUGAUGGUUCAGAUAAUGGAAAAUCCCUUUGUUCAGAGCAUGCUUUCAAAUCCCGACCUGAUGAGGCAGUUAAUUAUGGCCAAUCCUCAAAUGCAGCAAUUGAUACAGCGAAAUCCAGAGAUCAGUCACAUGCUUAAUAAUCCAGAUAUAAUGAGACAAACCCUAGAACUUGCGAGAAACCCUGCAAUGAUGCAGGAAAUGAUGAGAAACCAAGACCGAGCCUUGAGCAACCUUGAGAGUAUACCAGGUGGAUACAAUGCCUUGCGACGCAUGUACACAGAUAUUCAGGAGCCAAUGUUGAAUGCAGCCCAAGAGCAGUUUGGAGGUAACCCAUUUGCUUCCUUAGUAAGCAAUGCAUCUUCAGGUGGGGAAAGUCAGCCGUCUCGUACAGAAAAUAGAGACCCUUUACCAAAUCCUUGGGCUCCUCAGUCCAGUUCUCAGAGUUCCACAACCAGUAGCAGCAACAGUGGCGAAAGUGGGGGCAGUAGUAGUGUUGGAAAUAGCACCACCACCAGUACAGGACCAGGCUCAACCAUGCCUAAUUUGGGACCCGGAGUAGGAGCUGGUAUGUUCAACACUCCAGGAAUGCAGAGUUUGUUGCAGCAGAUAACAGAAAAUCCACAGCUUAUGCAGAACAUGUUGUCUGCACCCUAUAUGAGAAGCAUGAUGCAGUCACUAAGCCAGAACCCUGAUCUUGCAGCACAGAUGAUGCUGAAUAAUCCCUUAUUUGCUGGAAAUCCUCAGCUUCAGGAACAAAUGAGACAACAACUCCCAACUUUCCUUCAACAAAUGCAGAACCCGGACACACUGUCGGCAAUGUCAAACCCUAGAGCAAUGCAAGCUUUGCUACAAAUUCAACAGGGCUUGCAGACACUAGCAACAGAAGCACCAGGGCUUAUACCAGGAUUUAAUCCUGGUGUAGGGGGAUUAGGAAGCACUGGAGGUCCAACAGGGACAACCAUACCUAGCUCCAUCCCCAGUGAAAAUACAAGUCCAGCCUCAGGAGUUGCUGAAUCUAGUCACCAACAAUUUGUUCAGCAAAUGUUGCAGGCACUUGCUGGUGCAAAUGCUCAGCAGUUACAAAAUCCAGAAGUCAGAUUUCAGCAACAACUGGAGCAGCUCAGUGCAAUGGGCUUUUUGAACCGUGAAGCAAAUUUACAAGCUCUAAUAGCAACAGGAGGAGAUAUCAAUGCAGCUAUUGAAAGGCUACUGGGCUCCCAACCAUCAUAGCAACAUUUCUUUAACUUGAAAAAUGUAAUUUAUUUUUGAUAACAGCUCUUAAAUCUUUAAAAUACUUGCUUUAUUUCAUUCUGACUCUUGAGAUUGUCUUGUUAUAACUACACCCAGUCUGAUGCAUUUUAAGGUGGAGUGCAGUAGUUUUCUUUGAACAGUGGGAAUCAAUGCUUUUUCAUUCACAGUUGUUGCAUGCAUCAAACACUUCUCUUUGUUCAGCAUUUAUUGUGAUUUUGUUGAAACAAAUAUCUUUCACAAUUGAAUCAACAGGUUUUGUCAGACCUACAAUUGUCCAAUUUAUUUACUACUUAAACAUUAGCUUUGGGUAGUAAUUUAUGUAGAAUACAAAUUAUUAAAAAGGAAACAAAUUAAAUGAAGCUAUAAUUUGUGGGUACCAAUACUGCUUUUUGUGACUUCAGCAUGUAUUUUUUGCUAGCAAAAUGCUGUAAGAUUUAUACCACUUGAUUUAUCUAUCAUUUUUGCUUUUAUUUGUAUAAAAUAUACACACAAUAUACAUGUUGAAAACAGCUCACAUCUAGGAACUUAAACACUGCAAUAGAAUGAAUCUAUGUAACUAAAAAAAUCCAGAACAAAUAAAAUUGACACAUUUCUAGUGGAGAAACUUUGAGCAUCUUUGGUGAACAUCUCUCAGCAAAAGAGUUUAGGCAAGUUCAUUUAAAAUAUGCUAGAAUUAUUGAUCUAAUUAUCUCUAAGUCUACAUCUAACUGUACAGAAAGCUGCAUUGUAACAUUGUCUCAGUAUUCACAAGGAUUGACUGUAAAUUAUCUUAAUCUUUUUGCAGAUUGAAGGAGCACUACUGUAUGCUCUGAAACUGCUUCUAAAGCUUUUUGGCUUCUCUCAUUGAGAUUCUAACAUGCAUUAUGAUUUGUAAUUGGAAGAAUUACUUUCACUGACAGUGUCAUGUGAUAUUCUAAUUACUUUUAACCACCAUGUAAAAAUACUGUAUAUCUUUUGAGUUUUUAUUGGUAGUUAUUUCUCUUGUGCACAGGUAAUAAAUGAAUUAAAAAUUCUUUGAGCAA